GACACAGACCCCACCAUUACUACAAUAAAAACUUAUAUUCUGAAAGUGUUUUAAAUAUUUAUGAUUCAUUUUUUAAAACCGUUUACCAAUAUUUGCUGUCUAUCAUGAUACACAGAGAUGCCUUUUCAAAGAUGGAUAAAGACACCAGAAGGAAGGCAACCAUUGGGAUUUUUGGAAGGACAGGAGAAGGGAAAAGCUCUUUAUUGAACGCAGUACUGGGACAGUUUUUACUGCCAUCUGGUGGUUUUGGUGCUUGUACAGCUGUUAUAACACAGGUGGAGGCAAAUCUGAAUGACUCUAACUACAUAGCAGAGAUUGAACUCAUUUCUAAAGAGGAAUGGGAAAGUGAGAUUGCUUCACCAGGUAAAGGUGAGGAUAACCAAUUAACAGAAAUGAUUAAAGAAAGGAUCAUUGCCCUGUAUGGAGCUGAUGCUGAGAAUAAAACAUUAGAGGAGCUGAAGAGAGAUGACAAAUAUACUGAAAUUUACAAUGUUUUGUCGGAUGGAAAGAAGAAAAUAUCAAGCAGUGAUCCCUCAGAGUUUGUCAGCUCUGUCGGUCGUUACUUGGAACAUAAUUUAGCAAAUCCUGGUGGCUGGUACUGGCCGCUUGUGAAGUGUGUGACGAUCAAAAUCCCAAACUGUCGUGAACUCUUGGAGCACAUUGUCCUUGUUGAUCUGCCUGGUACUGGAGACUGUGACAAGAUCAGAGAUGACCUCUGGAAAACUAAAAUAAGAGAGUGCUCCUCUGUGUGGAUUGUAAGUGACAUCAAGCGAGCAGUUACAGACAGAGACCCCUGGGAGAUAUUACAACACUGUAUUGAAGACUUGGGACCUGGAGGAGAAUGCAAAUACAUAAACUUCAUCUGUACUAAAACUGAUGACAUGAAACCAGCAGAACACCUCAGAUCUACAAAGCUUACUGAGGCCCAGACUCCAGGACAUAGUUUGGAUGUGAAAACAAAGUGCAUAGUUGAUCGAAACAACCUGGCAAAGAGAACAAUAAAACAAAAGUUAUACAGUUCUAAAAGUGAGGAAUCAAAGGAAAGAUUCAUCACUGAUGUUUUCACUGUAAGCUCCACAGCAUAUUUUGAUGAAAAUUCACACCUGGAACCUUCUGAAACAGAGAUACCUAAACUGAGGGAUAUCCUCAUAAACCUUAACAAGAGCAUCAACCAAAAACUGACCAGAGAUUAUAUCAAUGAAGCAAAAGGAGUUUUGUCCUUGAUCCAAAGUGUCCAACUGGAUAAAGAGAAAAACAUGAAAAAAGUCAUUGAGGACCUGCAGACAAACAUAGUGAAGGAACUGAAGCUGCUGGAUGGUCAUUUUGAAGAUCUUUAUGAGACUCUGAAGCGAUGUCUCUCAAAGGGUGUAGAAGAAUCAGUGAGAUCGUGUGUUAAUACCACACAGGACAUGUUAUCAUCUGUUCGGCCAAAGGGUAACAGAGGAUUCCACAAAAUCUUUCGAGCCAUGUGUGGGAGAGGAGGAUUCUACUGGCCAAGAAAAUGGAAUGAACCUUUAGAUUUAAACAAGUGUUUGACCAAACACAUGUACGACAACAUUAAUGAGGAGUUUGUGUUGAUGUUUCCUGUUAAUGAUAAUGACAAGAGAACAGAGAAAUCAAUACAAGACAAGCUUGACAAGUUCAGCAUCAUCCAGUGUUUCUUCUCAACAACACCUAUGCCACAUCCUAUUCACAUCUUCAUCCAAACACAGGAAACCAAACUGAAGGCAUCACUCAGCAGAGUCAUCGUAGAGAAGAAGAAGGAAAUCUACUCAUCAAUCUAUACAACCAUUCAGAAGAACAUGGCUCCUGGCUACAAGAGAGCUGCAGAGGAGACAGGAGAUGGAGCCAUGCAGAGGAUGGAAAAUGCAACAAUAGAAACAAUUGAACAGUUAAAACAUCAAAUGUUCAAUGAGGCAAAAGUGAAAGCACUUGACGCAUUCAAUGAAUUGAAGUUGCAUAUAAUGAAAACUCUUGAAUCAGAACUGAAGAGAUCAGUGAAGCGCUCGCUUUCACAUACCAGUAAAACCACUCUGUUGGAUGUGUCCAGAGAGAUUCAAGAGCUGGAGGCACUAUCACAGCAGCUGCACACUUAAAGAGUACAUUCCUCGAGAUCAUAAAAAAUACAUUUCAUGAAGUGUUUAAUUUUGCCGUGUUUGAAUGUAAGCAAUCUGCCAAGUUGUAAAUCCGAAGGUGAACGAAUAACAAAGUUAUUAGCUUAUAAAAAAGGUAAUCGACUCUGAAUCACGCGAACAAGCCAUGACCUGUCCGAAUCUUUAACCACAAUGUACCUACGUCACUAGAAAAAUCCCCGCCUACUGACUGCGAAAACUUAACUCUCUCCUCCCCAAACACUGUACUAGCUCGUUCGUGACGUGUGCAUCAUGUCUAAGAGAAGCUGUGUUCUAUGUAGUGAAACUAAGUCAGUCUUAUUUUCACUACCAAAGGAAGAACUUCUGAGGAAAAAAUGGUUACUAUUUAUUUUUCAAACGACACCAAAGCAGUAUAAACCGAACGUUUUACUUUGCGCGCGUCAUUUUACCGAAGAUUGCUUCAUCAAUCUUGGCGCCUUUACUGCAGGAUACAUUAAACGUCUUUCCUUAAAAGAUGUUGCAAUACCAACUUUAUUUGGACCUGUAAGCUCCACCGAAUCACAACCUGUAAGUGUGACUCUUUAUUUUUGUCUUUACUUAAAAUUAAAUUUGUGUGACGUUAUCUCAUGUCUGUGUUUAGCUAACGUUACCGUUAU
This is a messenger RNA of Triplophysa rosa, 2749 nucleotides long. RefSeq names its product nuclear GTPase SLIP-GC-like. Bases 105 to 2096 code for a protein of 663 amino acids. The record is from RefSeq and is a predicted model, not a curated record. Gene Ontology annotation, molecular function: GTPase activity. The transcript has 15 exons. Lineage: Eukaryota; Metazoa; Chordata; Actinopteri; Cypriniformes; Nemacheilidae.